Rhizopus microsporus ATCC 52813 is the source of this 1528-nucleotide messenger RNA. RefSeq lists its product as uncharacterized. The record is from RefSeq and is a predicted model, not a curated record. The transcript has a single exon. Lineage: Eukaryota; Fungi; Mucoromycota; Mucoromycetes; Mucorales; Rhizopodaceae. Bases 81 to 1493 code for a protein of 470 amino acids.
CAUCAUUUAUACUUGACUUUCCUUUCUCAAUAUACACAGUCGUUCCUUUCAGUUUGUUUAUGCUUUAUUUUAGUACUCAUAUGGAAGCGCCGGACGCUCAAAAAUCAUUCAUUCACCCUUAUGAUCCCGCCGUCGAAAAGGAAUACGAAACCCUCAUUAAAUCAUGGAAAGAGCAGCUUAUUGAUAAAACACCAAGAACACCUAGCAAUGACUAUGUCAGACUUGCCUGGAUGCGGUUGAUAGAUCAUUACCUAGAUCAGCAAUGGUUGGACUCUAAGCAAAUGUUACAGUGCGCGCAAGCUUGGAGCGCAAGGGACUCUCUCAGUCUUAACGAGGCUGUGCACACGAUGAAUAUACUAAGCCUAAAAUCGAUGCAGCGAUCCCUUGAUGCGCGUCAAGAACUACUUCAAGCGUUAGGUGAUCCGGAAAUGAUGGUGGGCUUUGGCCUAUAUGAAGGCGCUGGUGUGAAACAAGACCGAUUUUCUCUGACUGGUUCAGAUAAUGAUGACGAAGUACACGCUCCUCUACUCGUUAGACACACAUACGAUUCCUUAUCGUCUGCCUCUUGCGAAGAGAAAAUACUGGAGCAGCUACAGUGUGGGAUAAACCCGGAUACAUGUACCCGAUACAGUGAUGAUGACGACGACCAGGAUAUUGCAGAUGAAACAGAAGCUAUCUUGGCAACGUAUAGGGACGAGGAGCAGGAUUCACAAACAUCAAGCUCAGUAAGUCAUUUGUCUAUGGUUAGCCACGAAGAAGACAGUAUCAAGCAAGAAAUAGCCGAAAAUGAAGUACAAGACAAAAGUGAAGAUGCAUUUCCUGAACCGAGGUCACCCUUGAUGUUAUCAGUGUCUUCUCCUGAGGCUUUCUUCCCUACUUCGAAAAUAACAAAGAAACAAAACUUGCAUCGAUCUACUUCUUGGAAAGAACUAAAGUAUGACACUCGUAGCAGCUUUAGUAGCGAUGAAUAUGUUUCCUCGCAGUCAGGCGCUCAAUGGAAAAGCUGGUUUGCCGAAGAUCAACAACUGGCAUUCCCUUGUACAUUUAUUGAACAAGAACUUGAUACAGAGCACAUAGAACCGAAUACUAUAUUUUCAGCUCAACAAAGGUCAUCUCCAGUAGCUUACAAACACAUAAAGCCUUGCAAGAUACUGCGUAGUGAAUCAAGUAUCUCUACCUUCCGUCCUAUAAGCAACAACUUGGCUCCAAGGUGUCAACCUCAACAACAGCAGUCCAGGUUAUCCACUUGCUCCUUUCUGCAACAGCAAAACCAAGCCAGAUCACCCAAUAGUAUCAAAAUGAUGAAAAGUAGGUCUUUUCCAUCAAAAUCAGCUCUUUUAUCGACUUUUAAAAAGGUUUCAUCGCCACCUCCAGUGCCUCAUAAAGAGCAGCGUGGUCCUUCAAAGAUACGAUCCAUCGUCAAUAAGAAAGUUUCUUUUUCAAAAAUAUUUGGAAACAGAAAAGGCUCAUCAUCUUCUUCAUCUACUGCUUGAAUCAUCUCUUAAUAAAAAGUUUAUUUUAUAACCAA